AUGGUAUCCGGAGAAACGGCGCGCAUUACUCGGUCUAAAUCUGCAGGAACAAGGCUUAUUCGUCUGCCGUCACCGCAAGCACCGUCUCGAACGACGCGAUCCCGAAAACCCAAAGUCGAGACUUCAGCGACGCGACCAAAAUCUACGAGAAAGGGAAAGCGGGUGGUAAAGGAUGAAUCAGACUCAGAUGGGGACUAUUUGGGUGCGGCGCGCGCUCCCCGACGCCCGGUGGUCAUGAUUGCAGAAGAGCCUAUUAAAUAUGUCACUCCUCCUAGCGAAUCUGAAGAGGAGAGGCACGAGGUCUACCUCAGUACCAGAGUCUCGGACGAGGAUCUCUCGGGAGAUUUGGACGAUGGGGUAGGAGACGAUGAACCGGCACCAGUCCCAGUCCCCAGCGACCCCACCGCGCUUCUCCAAAUGCUGCGAUCGACCGUCCUUACAGCCUCUCAGGGCGUCAUCACGACCUAUGACGAGCUGCUCGAAAGAGUCAAGGCGGCAUUCGAGGAAGAAAAGAGGCUCAUCAAUUUGCAGCUUACCGUCGUCAGCGAAACUUACCUCGCCAGAAUCAAAGCCAUGGAAGCCGGGCGAGCCACCCUCAUGGAUAUUUUGCGAAGAGAGCACCCCGACCUCCUCUCGGAACCAUCCCCACCGACCACUGCGCCAGGUGCCCACACUACCACCACCUCGAACUCUACCCUUCGCUCGACCACGCGCGCUUCGAACAGGAAGGCGUCUUCCUCCACCGCCCGCCCCAACGCUCGACCUUCGUCUAGCAAGGUCGUCGAAAAGACCUGA
Coprinopsis cinerea okayama7#130 is the source of this 795-nucleotide messenger RNA. RefSeq lists its product as hypothetical. The coding region runs from base 1 to 795 and encodes 264 amino acids. The record is from RefSeq and is a predicted model, not a curated record. The transcript has 3 exons. Lineage: Eukaryota; Fungi; Basidiomycota; Agaricomycetes; Agaricales; Psathyrellaceae.